UACGGGGUUGAAGUAUACUUUGAACUCCCUGCCGAUAAGCUUUGACUGCCACUGGCAUUAUAAAACAGUUAUGUACCAGUUGGCUUCAUUGGCUCUGACUUGAGAUCAGUUUCUUUGGACUGAAUCUUUCACAUCUGUGUAAUGCUAACUCCUCCCCAAGCUGCUGAAAGCCUUUAAUACAAGUGGCAAAGGGACAACACAGCGGCUGCACUACAGACUUGCUGCACUUGAACUUGAUCUGCAAACAUGAAGACGUUUCAGGAAAGGAUCAUUGUUCUGUCAGUUUUUCUGACCCUGACCUGUGUUAUUCAGGUGGAGUCACUGCCAGUUCCUGAAGACUGGAUAGGUUUGGUGCACCGGACCAAGCGGUCCCUGCUGUGGCGUUGGAACAGCCUGAAGCCCGUGGGGGCCAGCUGCAGGAACACCUUAGAGUGCGCCACAAACUACUGCAGGAAUAAUGUCUGCGCCUUCUGGAACUCUUUUUGAAGAGGAUGCAUCAAACAAAAUGCUACUUUAUGGACCAAAGCGACAAGGCUGAUUGAUUGGACUCUGUGGACUCAGUUAAAGCCACAAGUUCGAGCAUUGCACUGCAGAAAAACAAAGCUAUGAAUCCUCCUUUUGUAUGGACAAACAAAUGGCUGCAUCUAGGGCAAUAUGAUUUUGGUAAUUUUGAUUUGAAACACUUGCAGGACAUCAAACACAAUGUAUUUAAUGUUUUAAUACACAAAUAUAAAUAUUCAUGAAAAGUU
Messenger RNA from Gasterosteus aculeatus aculeatus (three-spined stickleback), 749 nucleotides. RefSeq names its product liver-expressed antimicrobial peptide 2. The record is from RefSeq and is a predicted model, not a curated record. NCBI's taxonomy places the organism in Eukaryota, Metazoa, Chordata, Actinopteri, Perciformes, Gasterosteidae. Gene Ontology annotation, biological process: defense response to bacterium; antimicrobial humoral immune response mediated by antimicrobial peptide.